AUAAGCACCAAUCUUGGCAAUAGAGAAGCACAAAGAAAUACAUAGCGCUCAAAGGAUGGCUUGCCUGCACGAUCACGAUUGCGCCGACCAUAACUGUUCCUCCGAUUGGUCUCUCUUCAAGCAUAUUGACCUUUCUAAGGUGUCUGCUUUGAACGAGGCUGUCAGAGGAAGUGUCAAAUCCGUUUUUAAACCAUGGGAGCAGCGUUUGAAUACUUCGGAGGGCCACCUGGAAAGCAAUGAAGGUGAUCCUGAACUAAUUGUUUUCAUUCCGUUCACAGCAGAUGUUAAAAUCAAGAGCAUAGCAAUUGUCGGCGGCGCUGAUGGAACAAGUCCAGCUAAAAUGAGAGCGUUCAUCAAUCGGGAUGGCAUUGAUUUUUCAGAUGCUCAAUCUAUGCAACCAGUUCAGGAGUGGGAUUUAGCCGAAAACUUGCAAGGAGUUUUAGAGUACCAGACAAGGUAUUCUAGGUUUCAGAGUGUGGGAAAUAUCACCUUGCAUUUCCCUGAUAAUUUUGGCGGUGAUGCAACACAAAUACAUUAUAUUGGCUUGAAAGGAGAAGCCACCCAGAUGAAGAGGGACGUUGUUGCAAAUAUUGUUUAUGAGGUUGUACCUAACCCCUCUGAUCACAAGACUCGAGCUGAGGGCGGCGGAGGCCUUUCACGUGUGGAAUAAGUUGUGCUUUAGGCAGCUCUCUUUUGUAGAGUGCUUUCUUUCUUCUGUAUACUGAUAGAACCUGUACUCAAAAUAUACCCAGGAAUCAUUAGAUAAUUUACUGAAAAGUGCAUUUACUUCUUCCUGUUAACACGAUACAGUGGAUAAUCACUUAUUACUUGUGACAUAUCACCUUCCACAAGAAGGGUGCCAUAUCUACACUCAUUCGAGCUUUGAGAUUUGUCGUACUUCUCAGAAUCGGAUGCCAGAAAUGGGUUUCAGGUGUCA
Messenger RNA from Nicotiana tabacum (common tobacco), 937 nucleotides. RefSeq lists its product as uncharacterized. NCBI's taxonomy places the organism in Eukaryota, Viridiplantae, Streptophyta, Magnoliopsida, Solanales, Solanaceae. The record is from RefSeq and is a predicted model, not a curated record.